This is a messenger RNA of Candida tropicalis MYA-3404, 3336 nucleotides long. RefSeq names its product tricalbin. The record is from RefSeq and is a predicted model, not a curated record. NCBI's taxonomy places the organism in Eukaryota, Fungi, Ascomycota, Pichiomycetes, Serinales, Debaryomycetaceae. The coding region runs from base 1 to 3336 and encodes 1111 amino acids. Gene Ontology annotation, molecular function: lipid binding. The transcript has a single exon.
AUGGGUUGGAAAGAAAUUGGUGGAUUCUGUGAAGAGGAUAUUUUAACUGCAGCCGAUGAAACUGUUGAUUUAUUGUCCAAAGGUUCCCUUUUUGAUCAAUACUUACCAGCAGCCAUUUAUGGUGACUGGUAUCAUAAUGCCGGUUAUUUGGUUGUUGCUGGGUUGCUUUCUUGGAUCAUUGGAUGGUUUAGAUUCUCUGUCGCUCCUUUGUUCUUUAUCAUGGUUAUUUUCUCUCUUUUGUAUCGUGCCUCAGUUAAGAAAUACAGAGGUGUUUUAAGAGAAACAGCUCAACGUGAGUUUUCUGUUAAAUCAAUUGAAACUGAUUAUGAAACAAUGGACUGGUGCAAUUAUUUCUUGGAACAAUUCUGGUAUUUCUUGGAACCUUCUAUUUCACAAAUUGCUUGUGAACAAGUCAAUCCAAUUUUGGCCAGCUCUCCAGCUCCUGCUUUUGUCAAAGCAUUGUGGCUCGAUAGUUUUACUUUGGGUACUAAACCACCACGUAUUGAUGCUGUCAAGACUUUAACUGGUACUGCUGCUGAUGUUGUUGUUAUGGAUUGGGGAUUUUCAUUCACUCCAAAUGCAUUGGUUGAUGCUAAUGCUAAACAAUUGAAAAAUCGUGUUAAUGAAAGAAUUGUUGUUAAAGCUAAUGUUUUUGGUGUAACUAUUCCAGUUGCUGUUGAUGAUGUUUCAUUCAAGGGCACUGCAAGAGUCAGAUUGAGAUUAAUGACCUCAUUCCCACAUGUUGAAACUGUUAAUGUUUCAUUGUUGGAACCACCUGUUUUUGAUUUCAACACCAAGAUUUUAUCCGAAUCAUCUUGGUGGAGUGAAGUAUUGGCUUUUCCUGGUUUGUACCCAUUCAUUAACGAGAUGGUUAAGAAAUAUGUUGGUCCACUUCUUUUCUCUCCUAUUUCUUUCCAAUUGAAUGUCCAACAAUUGUUAGCUGGUAACGCCUUGGAUUCUGCCAUUGGUGUCUUGACUAUUACUGCUGAUUCUGCUAGAGGUUUGAAGGGUUUUAAAACUAUUGGUAACACUUUGGAUCCAUAUCUUACUUUUGGUUUCCAAAACAAAGUUUUGGGUAAAACUAAAGUUAUUUCCGAUACCAGUUCUCCACUGUGGAAACAAACUAUUAGUAUCCCAAUUUCUUCAUUGUCUGAACCGUUCACUAUUGCUUGUAUUGAUUUUAACGAUUUCAGAAAGGAUAGACAAGUUGGUGCUAUUCAAUUUGAUUUGGAAUCUUUGAUUGAUGAACCAAAGCAAUCCAACCUUACUGCUGCUUUCUUGAGAAACAACAAACCUGUUGGUGAAUUGUCAUUUGGUCUUCAAUUUAUGCCAACUAUUGAACCAAUUACUCAAGCUGAUGGUGCCGUUACUCCACCCCCUGAUUUGAACACUGGUAUUGCUAGAGUCCAAGUUGUUGAAGCUAGAAACUUGAAAGGUGGUGAAAAAGGUGCUUCCACUUAUGCUGAAAUCUUUUUUGAUGGCGAACCAGUAUUGAAGACUUCAGUUCAAAAGAACACCAAUAAUCCAGGUUGGGGUGCCACCACUGAACAAAUUGUUUACAAUCGUGCUAAAACCAAGGUUAAGAUUCAAAUUAAGGACAAAUCUGGUAAACGUCAAGAACAACUUGUUCAUAGUUUGAAUGAAUUGAUUGAUGCUACCCAAGUUGAACAAACUUGGUUCCCAUUAUCUCGUGGUGGUGAAGUUAGAAUCACUACUACUUGGAAACCAGUUGAAUUGGAAGGUGCCAGUGGUGCCGGUGGUUACACUCCACCAAUUGGUGCUGUCAGAGUUGGUGUCUUGCAUGGUGAAGAUUUGCGUAACUUGGAAACUAUUGGUAAAGUUGAUCCAUACGUUAGAUUGUUGGUGAAUGGUUUUGAAAGAGCCAGAACUAAUUACUAUGAUUCCACUUUGAAUCCUACCUGGAAUGAAACCCAUUAUGUUAGUGUCAGUUCUCCAAAUCAAAAAUUGACUAUUGAAGUUAUGGAUGUUGAAAGAAACUCUCCAGAUCGUACAUUGGGUUCAUUUGAUGUUAAAUUAUCCGACUUGAUUCAAAAGGAUGAAAGCGGAAACUAUAUUGAACAUGUUGAUCUGAAAUUGAGAACUGGUAAAUUGAUUCAUAAAAAGGGACCAAAAGGUACUGUCACCUAUACUUUGUCAUUCUAUCCUGCUUUGCCAGUCAUGUCUCUUCAAGAUUAUAAAGAUGAAGAAGAAGAAAAGAAGAAAAUCGCUGAAGAAAAACAAAAAUUGGCUGAAGAAGAAAAAGAAUCAGGAAAAACUGAUGAUAAAAAGGAAGAAAAGAUUGAAGACCAAGUUGAUGAAGAUGAAGAUGUUGAAGAUGAUGCUUUUGGUCACAAAUUAAGAUUAUCAUUAGAUCAAUUACUUGAAUAUCAAUCUGGUGUUUUAGUUUAUUCUGUUGAAAAAGCCAGCAUGAAAAAAGACGGUUAUUACUUACAAGUCUUUACCGGUAAUAAUGGUUUCGCUGAUUUCUCUACAAAUAAAGUUGGUGUUACUGGUGAUUCUGUUAUUACUGAAUUGGAAUAUGCAAAAACUCAAUUCAGAUUGGUUAAAAAGGCUUCUGACAAUAGACUUGCUAAAGCUAUUGCUGAGACUACUAUUCCUACUUUGCAAUUGGUUAAGAAUGGUUACAAUAAACCAAUGAAUCUUGAACUUUCUGGUGCUGGAUCUGCUACUGUUAGUAUUCAAUUCAGUUGGAUUCCAUUGGUUUACAAUUCAGGAGUUCCAAAGCUGGACUCUAUUAACAACAGUGGUAAUUUGACUGUUGGUAUUAUCAGAGCUGAAGGUUUGCCAUCUGCUGAUAGUAAUGGUAAAUCCGAUCCAUUUAUUGAAGUCUUCUUGAAUACCGACAAAGAACCAUUCACCAAGACCAAAACAAUCAAGAGAACUCUUGAUCCAGUGUGGAACCACGAAGAUACUACUGAAGUUACUAAUCUUGUUGAUUCUACCUUGAAAUUAGUUUGUUAUGAUUGGGAUAUGGCCAACAAGAAUGAUCUUCUAGGCAUUGGUUAUAUUAAAAUUGGUGAUUACGAUUUUGAAGAACAACCAGAAAUUCCUGUUAGUUUAGAAACCGAAGAAGGAGACCCAGCAGGUAUUGCUUAUAUCAAUAUGAGUUUCAAACCUGAAUUUGUUUUGAACCUUACUGUUGGAUCCUCUGCCACUGGUGUUGGUAAAGUUGGUGCUAAAGGUGUUGGUGCCGUUGGUGCCGUUGGUAAAGGUGUUGGUACUGUUGGUAAAGGACUUGGUAAAGGAUUAGAAAAAGGUAUUGGUGGAGGUCUUAAAGGGAUCAAGAAAGGUUUACAUUUUGGUAAAUCAGAUUAA